Molecule: messenger RNA, 2909 nt
Organism: Leptopilina heterotoma
Lineage: Eukaryota; Metazoa; Arthropoda; Insecta; Hymenoptera; Figitidae
Gene: Tret1-1
Product: facilitated trehalose transporter Tret1
Exons: 7
Coding region: 531-2420 (629 amino acids)
Biological process (GO): carbohydrate transport; transmembrane transport
Cellular component (GO): membrane
Molecular function (GO): sugar transmembrane transporter activity
Source: RefSeq, a predicted model, not a curated record
AACUUGCCAAACAUAUAAAGCGAAAUACAUUUUUCAUAUCGCGAAACCAGUAAUCAUAUACUGAAAAACCAGAAGUGUCGUGAAAAAUAAUUUCAAUUACGAUAGUCGGAUUGUCCCCUAUUCACCCACUUUUGUAUAUAUACCAAUAAAGAAAGUUAUUUCAAUCAAGGGAUUAUUGACUUGAGUGCGAACACUCAACUUGAAUGAUUAUUGACUUUGUUUGAUUGUUAAGGGUUGAAAAAUUAGACAUUAGGAUUGCGAAGGUCAAAGGAAAAGUGCUGUGUGAAAAUUACAAAACAGGAUUGCCAGUAGGAGGCGCGCAUUUCCUCUAAUAUUAAGCAACGGCACUGAGUCGGCUUUUUCCCUCGAGUUCUGUCAUAACACAACCACGUGUGCCGGCAUUCACACGAUUUGAAACACCAAUUAUUAGUUGAAAAAAGAAUUUUAACCCUAAACAAAACGGUUUUUAUUUCAAAAACGGUUUUCGAUAAAUUAAAAAUACAAAUAGUGAGAAGGAGGUGACAGCAAAAAUGUCCUCAUCUAAGAGAAGGCAGAUGAUGCAACCAUGGCCCCUGUGUGUGAUGCCUUUUGCAAAAUCGAAGGAUCACGCGAUCCUUCCAAAUUACAAGAGAGUUCACACAUUAGCGCCGAAUUCAAAUUUGGAAUUGGAUUGUGCCUCAAAUACAACCCUCCUGACAAGUGUCAGUUCAUUCAACAGUCAGGUGGAUUUAAUUGAGGAGAGGAAGAAAAAUUUAUCCAUUAACGAAAAUCAAAAAUCAACGACAAAAAAUUACUAUGCUGAGAAUUUGAAGAUCAAUCAUCAAAAUCCAAUUACAAGAGCACAAAUUUACGAUCCAUUGGGCAAAGGAUCUGACACUAACUACAAGCAAUUAGAUCCACUUUUAAAAGAUUCACAAUCUCACGAUAAUAAAGAUAUCAUGGAAUUGGAAAAUGCAAAGGACAAGGUCUCAUUUCAAUUUGGAAGGGGGUCGUCGAAAAAAAUUAGUUUCUACUCUAAAUAUGCCACACAGGUUAUGGCUGCACUUUCAGUUUCUCUGGCGUCAAUGAUUAUUGGAUAUUCAAGUUCAUUUCCAUCAGUAGCAGUUCAAUCCAUGAACUCUACCGAAACCAAUACACCUUUUAAAGUCGACGAUGAAAUUGAGUCAUGGAUCGGUUCUAUUAUGCCACUAAGCGCUCUAUUUGGUGGAUUUGCUGGAGGUCCUAGCAUUGAAUAUCUUGGAAGAAGGACCACAAUUCUCAUGACUGCCAUCCCAUUCAUUGCAUCUGGAUUUUUAAUUGGUUUGGCGAAUAAUAUCCCACAAGUUCUGGUGGGCAGAGCUGUGUGUGGAUUCAGUAUUGGUGUUGCUUCUCUAGCAUUGCCUGUCUAUCUUGGAGAAACAAUUCAACCGGAAGUGCGAGGAACUCUUGGAAUAUUGCCAACAGCUUUGGGUAAUAUGGGAAUCUUACUUUGCUUUACCGCUGGAAUGUUCUUAGAUUGGUCGAGUUUAUCAUUUUUGGGCGGAGUUUUGCCAAUUCCAUUUUUAAUAUUGACAUUUAUUAUUCCUGAGACGCCAAGAUGGUAUGUUUCUAAAGGAAAAACGAAGAAAGCACGUGAAGCAUUACAAUGGUUCCGUGGAAAAAAUACUGACAUCAGCGAUGAAAUGGCGGCUGUCGAGAGAGCUCACAUUGACAGUGAAAAAAAUGAAACUGAAAGUUCAUUCUUCGAACUUUUCCGUGGAACAAACUUAAAACCAUUUCUCAUUUCCCUUGGUCUCAUGUUAUUUCAACAAUUUUCUGGUAUAAAUGCCGUCGUAUUUUAUGCCAUCAAAAUUUUCAAGGACGCAGGCAGCACGAUAGACAAUAACAUUUGUGCCAUAAUCUUAGGAGUUGUUAACUUCUUAUCAACAUUCGUAGCAACAAUUUUAAUCGAUCGUGCUGGUCGAAAACUUCUCCUCUACGUCAGCAGUAUUUUAAUGACAAUUACUCUAAUUGCACUUGGAACAUUUUUCUACUUCAAAAACUUCAAUUACGAUCUUACGCCCUACGGUUGGAUACCAUUGGUCAGCAUGAUUAUCUACAUGAUUGGAUUCUCAUUGGGUUUUGGACCAAUUCCCUGGUUAAUGAUGGGCGAAAUUUUACCAGCGAAAAUUCGUGGCUCAGCAGCGAGUGUUAUCACAAGUUUCAAUUGGUUCUGCACAUUUGGCGUGACGAAGACAUUCCCCGAUGUAAUCAAUCUGAUUGGCAUUAAUGGAGCAUUUUGGCUAUUUGGCAUUGUUUGUUUUAUCGCAUUGAUAUUUGUGAAGACGUGCGUCCCGGAAACACAAGGCAGGUCCUUGGAGGAAAUUGAGAGCGGCCUCACUGGCAAAACAAGAAGAAUGAGCGCUGUCGCCAACAUGAAACCAAUGCCAACGGCGUGUUAAGUAUAUUUUAGUCACACGUGAAACAAAAAAACAAAAAUUUUAAUAUAUAAUAUUAUAGGACUUUAAUUUUAUACUUUAAGAAAAAAAAACGCGAUGCGUUUUGUUUAAACCAAAAUUACUGGACUCAGCUCGUUCUAAGAGCUACGAUAGAAAGGAUUAUCACUAUUGAUUUAUAAUGCUAUAAAUCGAGCACCAGUUUCAUUUUCCUUUAUAGUCAUUAAUAAGUGUAAAAUAGAUAUUUUUAAUCGAAUUUUUUCGAAAUUACAAAUAACAAAGUGAUAAUGCUCUCUUUUCGCGCACCCUUUUUUCCCUUUAAAGAGAACAAAAUAAAUAGCAGGGAAUUCUUCCACAUUAUUCAUCAGAAAAUUUUUCCACGUUUAAAAUCAACAAUUUUGAGAAAAAAAUGUUUCCCUUCAAAUUUUUUUUCAAAAAAUGUUUCACAACUUUCGUGAUUGAAAUUUCGAAAAGAAAAAUUUGUAAACAAAAAAU